Lytechinus pictus (painted urchin) is the source of this 1462-nucleotide messenger RNA. Its product is annotated as DNA excision repair protein ERCC-6-like. Gene Ontology annotation, molecular function: DNA translocase activity; ATP-dependent chromatin remodeler activity; ATP binding. NCBI's taxonomy places the organism in Eukaryota, Metazoa, Echinodermata, Echinoidea, Temnopleuroida, Toxopneustidae. The transcript is spliced from 4 exons. The record is from RefSeq and is a predicted model, not a curated record. Bases 1 to 579 code for a protein of 192 amino acids.
AUGACUGCGUGCAUGAUGGAAGAGUCAACCAGGUUUCAGGCAAGUGAAAGAGAGAUCAUACUAGUAGAUGAUAAUGAUUAUCCUAAUGAUAUCGGAGAAAGCGAUAUAUUCGGCAAUGUUCACGUUGGGGAAGGCCUCUACCUCAAUAAGGAUGUUUACGAGAGACUAUACGGUUACCAGAAAAAGGCUCUUCUCUGGUUCUGGGACCUCCACCGGAAGAAAAAGGGCGGCAUUCUCGGUGAUGAUAUGGGACUCGGCAAGACAAUUCAAGUGAUUGCAUUCCUGAGGAGUUUGACAGAAACAAUACCAUCAUUAAAACUGAGAGUACUCCUUGUUUUACCCGCUACUUUGAUUGAAAACUGGAUAAGAGAGUUCAAUAAUUGGGCUCCAAAGAUGUGCCUGUACAAACUGCAUGGAAAUCUGUUAAUGUACCAGAAAAGGUGUCUGUUGUACCAGGUUCAGAUGACGGGCGGCAUCUUACUGACCAGCUAUGGCAUUCUAAGAACAUUAAAGUAUGAACUUAGUCACAAGGAAGGACAACCCUUUGUCUGGGUGAGUAUCAAGUCAUUAGAUGUAUGAUUUCGUAUUAAAGCUAAAAUUGAGUUCUUGGCCCCGUCGUACAAGGAGUUGCGAUUGAUCCGAUCAACCACAAAGUUAUGGAUGGCCAGCAACGUCAACAUCUAAAAUGCAAAUUUUUUCAAAAUAUUUUCUAGAUAUAAUGUAUAUUCUUACAUUCAUCGUUCUCUUGAAGAUUCACUAUGAUUCUCUAACGGUUAACUAAGGAGAUAGUGCAAAUAUUUUUUGUAGAAAAAUCAUGGUAAUUGGAUGGAUUCCCAUACAAUUCGGUGGAAUUGAAAAUACGGUGCGCCAUCUAUCGGCUGCAGCGGACAGGCCGAAAUUCGCGAUGCCCCAUGGGAAAAGUCAACAUCUCUUGGACGCACUAGUACUCAAGUACAUGCAUGCAUGCAAUAAUUCAGCGCUGGCAGAUGCGGCUCGACCAGAUAUGCUGUUUACUAGGGUCCAUGAGGUGGGACAGAAAUUUGCCGCAUAUUUCCGUGCAAAAUGAAGACCAUUUUUGGUGAAUUCCUGCCAUAUGGUUUUCAGCACUGUGCGCUUCCUGCGCCCCCGCGUGGGAUGUCGACCGUGAAGUUAAUCAGUUGGCCUGUUCACUGCAACCGAUAGAUGGCGCACCAUAUUGUGAAUCCACCGAAUUGAAAUUGAUUGGAUCAAUCAUAACUCUUUGUAAGAUGGGGCCAGGUAUAGAAAUCUAAUUAAAAGGUAGGAAGCAUUCCUAAAGUGUCUAUCAUAAGCCGGCUACAAUAAUAAUUUCUAGAACAGAAAGGCUUAACAGAAACAAUACAGGCUUGCUUGAAAAUAUAUAUAUUUCAUUACUACUUGCUUUUCAAGGUUCAUAGUUCAUUUAUUUCUUCCUUUCAAAAAAACAUUCAUUCAUGGUAGUUAU